This is a messenger RNA of Ilyonectria robusta, 555 nucleotides long. RefSeq lists its product as uncharacterized. The record is from RefSeq and is a predicted model, not a curated record. Bases 57 to 389 code for a protein of 110 amino acids. Lineage: Eukaryota; Fungi; Ascomycota; Sordariomycetes; Hypocreales; Nectriaceae. The transcript has a single exon.
CUAACCGAUCCAGCUGCUUUCCAGCAUCCGGCCGACACAGUCUAGCUACGCAUUUGAUGUCGCAACAUACUAGGGACAACCAUUUGAACCGUCGACUCUUUGCUAUGGCGGACAAUGGUUAUCAUGAUGGUACCAAGUGCGAUAUGGAUGGGAAUGUCUUUAGUGGAUGCGGAGAUGGUGUUUAUGUUUGGUCUCCGGGCGGCGUCUUGAUUGGCAACGUCUUGAUUCCAGGUAGAGCUGCGAAUCUCUUCUUUGUAAAGAGAGGUGAGCUGUUCAUCCUUAACAGUAAAAGCUAUGGCGGGCCGUAUAGCAGACUCGACGCGCGGUGCUCUUUUAAAGAUGUAAUGGACAAGAAGAUUUGGCCCAAGAGAGAAUUAUGGGCGCAAUGAGAUGAGGUCAACUUGCUCGCUCAAGAUUCACGAGUGAGGAGGGAUUGGAUAGUUAGACGCGACAGGAAACAAGUGACUUUCCGCCCGCUUUCUUAUCGUUACAUUUGCGAGAUGUGCAGGCACAGAUCACUGUACGAUCUCCUACGAUCAGUUAAUUAAAUAUUGG